AUGGCUGCUGCAGUGCUACUGAAAGAAGCGCUGCCGUCUUUGGAUGAACCUAUCGUGACAUAUCUCGAUAGGUACAUACAAGACGCAGGUGAAGAUCCUAGCGUUGAUGUUAUGAGAGAUGUUGUACAUCCUAUGCUUGAAUCAGCUGUCAUCUGUGAACCUCAUGACUCAGCGAACCGAAAGGCGCUGCCAGCACUGCUUGAGAAACUGGGCGCGAUGGUGGCGGAACGUGUUCCGACUGUGCUUUCUCGAAAUGAUCGUGGACUUACACGACUAGACAAAGUUGUGGAUAUGGGUGCGGUCGAAAUGAGUUCAACAAUUACGUACGACGCAGGUAAUGACAGCAUGGACCUUGCUCUAGGCCGAUCAAGUCGGAACCGCACAACUGUGGAUGUAAAGAAGCUUGAAAAACAAGAAGCGAAGACUCGUGCCAAACUUGCUAAGCGUGCACAGCGUGAUCUGUAUGAAUCAAGCAAGCUCGUCGAAAACGCCAAGAAAAUGGCUUCCUAUGAGGAGAUGUACAUGCAAGUCAAUCCGCUCGAGUCCAUUAGCUCUGGCGCUGCCAAAGGUAAAAAUAAAGACAUUCAUCUUCCCAACAUUGAUGUGAGCUUUGGUAGCAACCGCAUUCUUUCAAACGCUGAACUUACCAUGGCGUAUGGACGCCGUUAUGGUUUGGUUGGCCGCAACGGUGUGGGUAAAAGUACGUUGCUUCGACAUAUGGCACUACGUGAUGUACCGAUUCCAACAAAUGUUUCACUUUUGUACGUGGAACAAGAGAUUGUCGGCGACGACACGCCGGCUGUUGACGCCGUGUUGAAAGCUGAUGUCUGGCGCGAAAAACUUAUCGCUGAGGAACGCCGUUUGAAUGCACAGCUGCAAUCUUUAGAAGAAGCUGCCAAUGCGGCCGUUGUUGCUGCUGAUGAGAAGGAAAGUGAAGAAGGACUCUCACGUGGCUCGGCUGUUGACUUACCAACACGCCAGCGUGAGAACCAACGCGACGAGCUCUCGUCUCGUCUGGGUGAUGUUCAAGCGAAGCUAGUGGAUAUGGAAGCAGACACCGGUCCUAGCCGUGCAGCAACUCUUCUUAAUGGCCUGGGCAUUGUGGGGGCCGACCAGCGCAAGCCCACAAAAGCGUUCAGUGGUGGCUGGCGCAUGCGUCUCGCCCUUGCGCGAGCUUUGUUCUGCAAACCUGACUUGUUGAUGCUCGACGAGCCUUCCAACAUGCUUGACUUGAAUGCGAUUGCAUGGCUAGAAGACUACCUUGUGAAUGAAUGGGAGGGUACCCUGUUUGUUGUAUCUCACGACCGAGCGUUCCUCAAUCAAGUUGCGACGGACAUUGUACACAUGCAUUCAGAGCGACUCGACUAUUACAAAGGCAACUUUGAUCAAUUCUAUGAGACACGCGAUGAGCGGCGCAGGAAUCAACUCCGUGAAUAUGAAGCAAAUCAGCAAAAGCGUGCGCAUUUGCAAGCGUUCAUUGAUCGCUGGCGCUAUAAUGCAGCUCGAGCGGCCCAGGCACAGAGUCGGAUCAAGGAACUGGAACGCCUUCCUGUGCUUGAGCCACCCGAGAAGGAAUCUGGCGAACAUUUCACGCUGCCUGAAGCCGAGAAAAUCAGUCCUCCGCUACUGCAGCUUGACAAUGUCACAUUCGGUUACUCCAAGGACAAAAUCUUAUUACGUAACAUCAACUUUGACGUCACAAUGGACAGCCGCAUUGCAUUGAUCGGUAGCAAUGGUGCAGGAAAAUCAACCCUUAUUAGGCUUUUGAUCAAUCAAUUGUCACCUCUGUCCGGCGAUGCAAAGCGCAAUUCUCGCUUGCGGAUCGGCUACUUUUCUCAGCACCACAUUGAUCAGCUGGAUCUCACACAAAACCCUGUGGCGUUCCUCGCGGCUCGGUUCCCAGGGCGUACAGAGCAAGAAUAUCGCCAACAUCUUGGUUCGUUUGGUAUUACCGGCACAACAGGGCUGCAAAGGAUUGCUACUCUGUCUGGUGGACAGAAGAGUCGUGUCGCAUUUGCCCAAUUGAGCCUUCUAAAGCCCCAUGUUUUGCUGCUUGACGAACCAACUAACCAUUUGGACAUUGAGGCACUCGAUGCACUUAUGGACGCUAUCAACCGCUGGAAUGGUGGUGUCAUUGUCGUGAGUCACGAUGAGCGGUUUAUCAACAGCUGUCUUAAGGAAAUGUGGGUAUGCGACAACGGCACCGUGUACAAAUUCGAUGGCAAUGUGUCUGAGUAUAAGCGGGUUAUCGUUGAAUCGAACAAACGCAAGUUAGAAGAGGCGGCACGCACAGCACCCUAA
Malassezia globosa CBS 7966 is the source of this 2301-nucleotide messenger RNA. RefSeq lists its product as uncharacterized. The record is from RefSeq and is a predicted model, not a curated record. The transcript has a single exon. Bases 1 to 2301 code for a protein of 766 amino acids. NCBI's taxonomy places the organism in Eukaryota, Fungi, Basidiomycota, Malasseziomycetes, Malasseziales, Malasseziaceae. Gene Ontology annotation, molecular function: ATP hydrolysis activity; ATP binding.